GGAACUCAAAUUUGGUCUAUGCUGUUAUCCGCAAGCGGAAUGUAUUUCACCAGCUGGCCAACUUACCCACGGACUCACAGUCCAUCCAGAAAGGCCUGCAGCGUAAGAAGAAAACUCCUGAGCCUAUUUCUCGCACCAAUUCCCAGGAUGGGGUCUCCAUGGAAGGGUCACAUCCUGCUGCCCCUGCUGAAACAGGGACGCUGACGACAAGUUUGGUGGCUACUCCAGGAAUUGACAAGCUCACAGAGAAGUCACAGGUAUCAGAGGAUGGGACCAUGCGUUCACUGGAGCCCGAGUCUUCACAGCCUCCAUCAGAGGGUAACUCGCCCUCAGCUGUGAGCGAUGGGGAGCCCUGGAGCGGGGAGGCAUCACAUCCCCGACGGGAUCGAAGGCGUCUCUCUAGUGCAUCCUCCAGUGGACAGUGGACCCCAACUCCUGACUGGGUGAUGUCUUGGAAGUCAAAGCUUCCCCUGCAGACAAUCAUGCGGCUCUUACAGGUGCUGGUCCCUCAGGUGGAGAAGAUCUGCAUUGACAAGGGUCUCACUGAUGAAUCGGAGAUCCUCAAGUUCUUGCAGCAUGGUACACUGGUGGGGCUGCUACCUGUCCCUCACCCCAUCCUCAUUCGCAAGUACCAGGCUAACUCGGGCACUGCCAUGUGGUUCCGGACCUACAUGUGGGGAGUUAUUUAUUUGAGGAAUGUGGAUCCCCCUAUCUGGUAUGACACAGAUGUGAAGCUGUUUGAAAUUCAACGGGUCUAAGAGAGCACUUACCUCUACUAAGAGAAAUGCACUGGACCUACGGACUGCUGUGUGCUGCUUCAUCACAGCUAUUCCUGUGUUUCACAUCCAGCUGAGAGACCAAAAGGACAAUCACUUCACUUACCUCCCUGUCAUUUAGAGCUUUAAUUGGGACCUGCUUGGACAUCCCUCCCCCCAGCUCAUUUCUCUUCCCUCACCCUUCACUAUGAACCUUGAGUGAAAGAUGUCUAAGGGAUUGUCCACUGUUGUGGUUGCACUAGAAAUCAGACCAUUCUUAGCUCUUCUAUUACUCUUUUGCUCGUGGAUGUGGUUUGGAAACCAAUCUGACCCUGUCCUUGCCCUGGUCAGAGUCAGCAUUUAAUUGAAAAAGACUAGCUGUAAAUUGGGUGCAAGGGAGAAGCUGCUAUUCCUGCAGGAGAUGGGGUUUGGAAACUUCAGUUACUUUCAUGUGGCUCCAUAAAGUUUCCGGGGCAUCCUUUCUGACUGCAGGUGUCUCCCUGGUGUCUCAGUUGCAUAUUGGUAGGGGAGUCUUUCCCGUCCAAAAGAAAGGAGAAGUUGCUGAAGGAAAACUUUGUGUCUCCGUUCUAAAUCUCUCUACUCCUUUCCUGGAAAGCUGCUUAAGAAGUUUUGUAGUAGCUGGUGCUUUGGUGUGGCAUGAGAAGUUUUUCCUUGGCUUCCAGGCCCAGCAGCCUGUCCUUCAUGGUGGGCUGUUGCAAUGGACUGUGUGUCACUUUGGAAAGCCCUGCUUAAUCCAUGUGAGC
Molecule: messenger RNA, 1519 nt
Organism: Fulmarus glacialis (Northern fulmar)
Lineage: Eukaryota; Metazoa; Chordata; Aves; Procellariiformes; Procellariidae
Gene: HID1
Product: HID1 domain containing
Exons: 6
Cellular component (GO): Golgi trans cisterna; Golgi medial cisterna; membrane
Source: RefSeq, a predicted model, not a curated record